CUUUGUUUUGAUUGAAAUGUUUUCCUAAUCAACUGCAAAUUAAUUUACUCUGUUUUUGGUUAAUUGUAUUUAUUUUACUUAAUUAAGUUAAUCAGCAAGUCAGUUUUCCACUUGGAAACAAUUAAAAUUGUGAUUAAAGCUUAUCGGUUACAAUUUGCCUCAGUUAAUUGUCAAUGACUCUUUUUUGUUACCUAUCAACAUUUUCACCUGAGUGUUAAAUUCAAUUCAAUUUUCUAUGUGAUUUAAAUUGUUCCAAUUUAAUGUGAAUUAGACUGAUUGUUAUUCAUUGAUUAAGUUGAGUUUAUAUCUAACCUUUCACAUCGAGUUUAUUCGUGGGUGUUUUCGUCUUGGUUCACAAUGGCUGAAUAUAAUAUCCAUCAUAGUGUAAGGAAAUUGAUGCAACUUCUUGAUGUCCGAAGUGAUCGUGGGGAUAUGGAAGCUGCUAUUGCUGAGAGACUGGUUGAGAGUAAAAAUCUUCAAGUUAAUCGUAAAUCAUCAACAUCAGCUAAAUUUGUUAAGAAAUUGUGUAGCACAAGUAAAGGAGAUUUCAAGGAAAAAUAUGAGGAACUGAAAGCAGCCAAUAUAAUUGAAGUAGAUCCAUUGGUUCAGUUAUUAGCUCGAAUUUCUGAAUCUGAAGAUGUUAAAAAUUUUAUUAAAUUUCAAAAGAUUUUGAAAGAAAAGACUCGAUCCUCAUCUGUUGGACAGAAAAGUGACCUGCCCGUCGAGAAAAGGCCUGAAACUUCAGCUUCCGUUGAAUCUGUGGUACGUCCUGUUAGCAAAAGAGAAUCAAUUUCAACAAAAUCAGAUAAAAAGAGCGACUUCUCAUUUCUUACCAAUGAUUUUUCACCUUUUGAUUGGCCUGCCGAUGUUGUGGUUCCUCCAUUGUCCAGUAUGGCCAUAACUGACCAACAGAAAGCUCUACUUGAAGAUUUACUUUAUGUUCUUGUUGGUAUCGAGGGCAGAUAUAUCCGUCGCUCUGCUGUUUCUGAUAAAAAAUUUCGCCUGAUUGUCGACGAAGGAGCCGAUAAAUUGCUCAAGACGAUGGUUGAAAGGAUCAUCAUCAUAUGUCCACUUUACUCUGGUGUCAUAUUUUUUAUUGAACAUCAUGAUUUCGGUCUUGUUAAUCAAGCUUUAAUUGCUUUCAUGAGAGAAGCUGUUCACGAUUAUUUCAUCCUUAUCACUCAAUUGGAACACGAUUAUCACCAGGGUUGUUUAACUCUUCAGAAAAUGUAUUAUUAUCUUCACAAUGUUCACUCUGAUUUUGAGAUUCUCAAACAAGUUAGCUACAAAAUAAGACAGGGUAAAUGUAUCGGAGGAGCUGUACUGAGUAUCCUUCACGAGAAAACUGUCAGCCAUACUGGAAACUCUCGUGCUUCCAAAUUUUGUAUGAAAAUGAUAUCGACUGCAUGUGAACCUUAUUUUAAUAUAUUGGAAAGAUGGAUCUCAGAAGGUGUUAUUUGUGAUGAGUACAAAGAGUUUUUCAUUGAAGACACAGAAGCCGAUACCAAAGGUGAAGAUCGUCCCCCAGGAUCUAAUGACGAUUCAUAUUGGGAGAGUAGAUAUGAGGUAGUUUCCAAUCGAAUGCCAAUAUUUUUAACUCGAUUUGCCGAUAAGAUUAUGAAAACUGGAAAAUACUUAACCGUAAUCAGGGAAUGUGGUAAAGAAAUUGGUGAAUCUCCCGAAUGUGAACCUCUUCGAUACACAAUAGAAGACCGUGUUUACGCUGAACGUAUUGAUACUGCUUAUAAUUAUGCGAGUAAAAGUUUACUUCGUAUGUUAAUGAAUGAAUCAAAUUUAAUUGCUCAUUUGAACUCAGUUAAACACUAUUUCUUCAUGGAUAAAGGUGAUUUUCUGGUUCUAUUCAUGGACAUGGCUGCCAAUGAGCUUAAAAAAGAUAUUGAUGAUAUUGUACCAACAAGACUCGAAUCUCUCCUCGAAUUAGCUGUUCGAACAAGCGUGAUGAGCACUGAUCCACAUGCAGAUUUUCUUGGAAUUGAACUAAUCAAUGAUUCAGUUUUAUUCCAAUUGUCACAAAUUCUAAGCCAUGGAUCAACAGGCUUCCUUGAUAUCGAUGAUUCUCAAAGUGAAACAUCAGCCAGUAUAAAAGGUUACGAAGCAUUGGCCUUUAAAUACAAAGUUGAAUGGCCAUUGUCCCUUGUCCUUAACCAACGUAACAUUGCUUGUUAUCAAAUGUUAUUUAGACAUUUAUUUUAUUGUAAAUGGGUUGAAAGGCAACUUGGUAUCACCUGGAAGGAUAACAAAAUAUCAAAACGAUUCUCACUUAAAAAUGAAAUCUAUGCACUUGCCUUUGGGUUAAGACAGAAAAUGCUUAAUUUUGUUCAAAAUCUUGAAUACUACAUGAUGGUUGAAGUAAUUGAACCCAAUUUCCACACUUUCCUGCAAAAGGUCAAUACCAAAGUAACCAGUGUCGAUGAUAUGAUUAAUGAACAUACAAUCUUCAUGGAAGGCUGUCUUCAAGAUUGUAUGUUAACACAGAAAGUUGCCUUACAAUUAAUGGUUAAAUUACUCAACCUUUGUAUGGAUUUUGCUUCAUUUAUGCAUACUAAUCAUCAACUAUCAGCUCAAUUUGAACUUGAAGGUGCUAGUGAGCAAAUCCGGAAAGCAUAUGAAUUCAAAGCAAUCAAAGAGGAUGAGGAACCAAGUGAAGUUUUACCAAGUUUCGAGCAGCGGAUUAACCAAUUGCACGCUGAAUUUAAUGACAAUAUACAACAAUUUCUUAAUGAAAUUAUAAGUCAACAAAAAGAUCAUUAUACUGGGAAAAUGCUUCAAAUCCUCUCAAGACUUGAUUUUAAUGAAUAUUAUGGAAAACUGGCCAAUGGAAACUCUUGUCCACAACAAGAUUCUUGUCCAGACCAAUAGCAUUUACUGUAGUUAAUUUAAUUAACCAUCUACUUUAAUUAUAACCACUUAUAAGAUUAAAUCACAUUGUAAAUAA
Panonychus citri (citrus red mite) is the source of this 2956-nucleotide messenger RNA. Its product is annotated as gamma-tubulin complex component 2-like. The record is from RefSeq and is a predicted model, not a curated record. Gene Ontology annotation, molecular function: microtubule minus-end binding; gamma-tubulin binding. Gene Ontology annotation, cellular component: equatorial microtubule organizing center; spindle pole; gamma-tubulin small complex. Gene Ontology annotation, biological process: mitotic cell cycle; spindle assembly; meiotic cell cycle. Lineage: Eukaryota; Metazoa; Arthropoda; Arachnida; Trombidiformes; Tetranychidae.